Messenger RNA from Fukomys damarensis (Damara mole-rat), 303 nucleotides. RefSeq names its product small nuclear ribonucleoprotein E-like. The record is from RefSeq and is a predicted model, not a curated record. Gene Ontology annotation, biological process: spliceosomal snRNP assembly; mRNA splicing, via spliceosome. The transcript has a single exon. Gene Ontology annotation, cellular component: U1 snRNP; U4/U6 x U5 tri-snRNP complex; U4 snRNP. NCBI's taxonomy places the organism in Eukaryota, Metazoa, Chordata, Mammalia, Rodentia, Bathyergidae.
GUGUGGUCUUCGCGAGAUUCCACCAUGGCAUACUGGGGCCCGGGCCAGAAAGUGCAGAAGGUGGUGGUGCAGCUCACCAACCUCAUCUUCAGAUACUUGCAGAAUAGGUCCUAGACUCAGGAGUAGCUCUAUAGGCAAGUGCAUCUGCAGAUAGAGGGCUGUAUUACUGGUUUUGUUGAGUAUGCGAACCUUGUAUUAAAUGAUGCAGAAGAAACUCAUUUUUUUAAAAAAGCAAGAAAACAGCUGGGCCUGAUCACGCUGAAAGGAUAUAAGAUUCCUCUGCUACAAAGUGUCUCCAACUAG